This is a messenger RNA of Solanum pennellii, 602 nucleotides long. RefSeq lists its product as uncharacterized. The record is from RefSeq and is a predicted model, not a curated record. The transcript has 4 exons. The coding region runs from base 26 to 439 and encodes 137 amino acids. Lineage: Eukaryota; Viridiplantae; Streptophyta; Magnoliopsida; Solanales; Solanaceae.
ACUACAAUUUGUGUUCUUCACAACUAUGAAUCUCCAUCCUUUCCGUAUCUCUAUACCUAUGGAUUUUUAUCUUUCCAUAAACCUCUUUGAUGUAUUACUCAAUUCAAUUGUUAAGAGAUUUUCCUCGCCAGAGAACUUCCACUACUCGCUUCUACCACCAUCAACACCGAGGCUCAUAAAGGAUGGGUCAUCUCAAUUUAUCACUUUAAUUGGAGAAGACUAUAAUGACUAUCUUCAGUAUCAAACAUCAAGGAAACAAUCAUCAACUGCUUGCACAAUACAACUUGGUAACUCAUUUUCUUAUGGCGCACAGUCUUCAUCUCAAGAACAAUGGAUUCUUGAUGCUGGUGAUUCUGACAAUAUUUCUGUGUCAGCUAUUAAUCUGAAAUCCACUGAGCUGCAGGCAUCUACUUCACAUACAAAGGGGGAAUUCACUUAAACUAAAGAGGGUAGAUAAAAAAAAGGUUGGGAGAAUAAUGAUCAAGUUUAUUGUUGUACCAUAUUGUUGUAGCGCAUUGUAUGUGCUGGAACACAGACGAUCUUAUUAAGGUCUAAGAUUAAUCAAGUUAAAGCUUGUGAUUAAAGGUAUGUCCUUACCCUAC